CGACCACUUAAACCGCUCACAGCACAAUGUGCUGAUAAAGAUGAUGCCGACAGAGAUGCUGCCUUGGACGCGGAUGCCUUGGCGUUUACAAUGUGCAUGAGACCUUGCGUCCGCAGCUCGAGGGCCUUGCCAUUGCGAAAGCCCACCCCCUUGGCGCCCAAGUUGCAUCCUGCCACGGGCUUGCCGCUCUCGCGGACACGUGGGCAACACCUUCUACACAACCAAGGUGUGAUCUACAAGAUUGUGGAAGCCGCGGAUAUCCAAGCCUCUGAUGCUGUCUAUGAGGUGGGCUGCGGCACUGGGGAGCUCACCAUGAGGCUAUUGCCUUUGGCACGGAAGGUCUACACCGUCGACACGGAACUUCGCAUGGUGGAGGAGACCAAAUCCCGCGCUCAGAGCGGCGGUUUCCAGAACUUGGAGGCCUUGGUGGGUGAUGCCUUGCGUGUCCCUAUGCCACGGCGCUUUGAUGUUUGUGUGUCGAAUUUGCCUUACAAAAUCUCUGCGCCCAUUAUUUUCAGACUGCUCAGAAGGAUCAGUGAGGGCCAUCCCUGGAGAGCGGCGGUGCUGAUGCUCCAAAGAGAGUUUGCAGACCGCUUGCUGUCUGAUCCUGGUGAAAAAGGCUUUUCGCGCUUGGCCUUGAACGUGCGGCUGUUCGCGAAGGCGGUGCGAUUGUUCGACGUGAAGCCUGGGAGCUUCAUUCCCUCUCCGGAGAUUCACUCCACGGUGAUCCGCUUGGAGCCUCGAGUCCCUGCACCAGAGGUCGACUUCAACGAGUGGGACGCAUUGAUCCGCGUCAUCUUCUCUCGGCGGCGUAAGACUUUGAGGGCUCAGUUCAAGAAGCUGUCGACGCUAGCCAUGCUGGAGCAAAACUACAAGAUGUGGUGCUCACUCUCUGGCACAAAGCCCUCAGCCAUCCCCUUUCCGGAGCUGGUCUCAUCGGUGCUGAAAGAGGAGUCUAUGUUGCGGGAGCGUGCUUUUGCAAUGGAUCUUGACGAUCUGCAUUUGCUGCUCAAAGCCUUCAACCGCAGAGGCCACGGAGUGCUGCAGAGGCCGAGGCCGGUGUCGAGGUGUGGUGCUGUGUGUUUUCGUCUCUUUGCCACUUCAGGAUCUGGACUUUGCCACUUCAGGCUGUGAGGUUUGCGUAGAUUUGCGCGUGUCUUUUUGGUGUCUACGUCGUAUGCUUGCGAGGCAGUGGAGGAGUCGGCAGCUUCCCACAGCUCACAUCGGAUUUUCUGUAUCCGUAAGAA
Durusdinium trenchii is the source of this 1247-nucleotide messenger RNA. The record is from the annotation of a GenBank genome assembly. NCBI's taxonomy places the organism in Eukaryota, Dinophyceae, Suessiales, Symbiodiniaceae.